AUGUCCUGGACGCAAAAGCAAUUCACACUGCCCGCAAAGUCACGAGGCAGCUACCUCAUCACCGACACCGUGUACGAAAAAGUGCCAGAGAUCAAAGAGUACAAAGUCGGUAUAUUGCAAUUGUUCGUGCAGCACACCAGUUGCGCGUUGAGUUUGAACGAGAAUUACGACGAGGAUGUCCGCGCCGACAUGUCCGACGCCCUCGAUCGCAUCGCCCCGGAAGACCGCAAAGGGAACUUGUACCGCCAUGCCGACGAAGGACUGGAUGAUAUGCCCGCACACAUCAAAUCAGCCCUCAUUGGAGCCAGUGUGAGCGUACCCAUCACAAACGGAAAACUGAACACGGGGACUUGGCAAGGCGUGUGGUUUUUGGAGUUUAGGGCUAGCAAGCACCAGAGGAAGAUUGUUGCUACCAUUCAGGGCGAGAAGAUGAAGUAG
This is a messenger RNA of Aureobasidium namibiae CBS 147.97, 438 nucleotides long. RefSeq lists its product as uncharacterized. The record is from RefSeq and is a predicted model, not a curated record. Lineage: Eukaryota; Fungi; Ascomycota; Dothideomycetes; Dothideales; Saccotheciaceae. The transcript is spliced from 2 exons. Bases 1 to 438 code for a protein of 145 amino acids.